This is a messenger RNA of Oryza brachyantha (malo sina), 1347 nucleotides long. Its product is annotated as ubiquitin-like domain-containing CTD phosphatase. The record is from RefSeq and is a predicted model, not a curated record. Lineage: Eukaryota; Viridiplantae; Streptophyta; Magnoliopsida; Poales; Poaceae. Bases 86 to 1135 code for a protein of 349 amino acids. Gene Ontology annotation, cellular component: nucleus. The transcript has 6 exons. Gene Ontology annotation, molecular function: protein binding; phosphoprotein phosphatase activity.
UUUUGCGGUCCGUACAGUAGAACACACACACGGCGUUCUCUUUCCUCCCCCAAAACCCCCACUUGUUCUUCAGGCACCAAGGGCGAUGGCGGAGGCGUCCUCGUCCUCGGCGCCGGCCCCGCCGCUGGACCCGGAGGCGAUUGCCGCCGUGGCGGACGCGGCGCCGCCGGAGGAGAUGACGCUGGUGGCGAAGUGGAAAGGGCAGGACUACACGGUGCAGGUGGUCGGGGACGACACGCUUGGGGAGCUGAAGCGCCGCAUCUGCGAGGUCACGGGGGUGCUCCCCAAGCGGCAGAAGCUGCUCUACCCCAAGUUCAAGCUCAUGGAGUGCGAGGACUCCGUCCUCAUAUCCUCCAUCCCCUUCAAGCCCGGCGUUAAGAUCAACAUGAUCGGUACGGUUGAAGAUGAAAUAUUUGUGGACCAAGAAGAUGAUCCAGAUAUACUCGAUGACUAUGAAAUAGGACAGAAUGAAGCUACUGCUAUUAAGGAUAAAGAUGUCUACAAGCAAAAGCUGAAACGGCGUGCGAGUCAAUAUAAGAUCAAGAUAUUGAAUCCGUGCCGCAAAGGGAAAAAACUGCUUGUCUUAGACAUUGACUAUACUCUAUUCGACCAUAGGUCUUCUGCUGAGAAUCCCAAUGAAUUGAUGCGUCCAUAUCUACACGAGUUCCUAUCUGCUGUAUAUGCAGAAUAUGAUAUCAUGAUAUGGUCAGCAACUAGCAUGAAAUGGGUGGAAAUGAAGAUGGAUCAACUUGGAGUUCUUGGUAACCCCAACUACAAAAUUACUGCUCUUAUGGAUCAUUUGGCAAUGAUAACUGUGCAAUCUGAAAACCAGUCUGAAAAGAAAACUUUUGACUGCAAACCUCUUGGUGUCAUUUGGGCUCAGUGCCCUGAGUACUACAAUGAGACGAACACAAUUAUGUUCGAUGACCUUAGAAGGAAUUUUGUCAUGAAUCCACAGAAUGGUCUUGUGAUCAAACCGUACAAGAGGACCCAUUCAAACAGAAAAACUGAUCAUGAGCUGGUGAAGCUUACACAAUACCUGCUUACCAUUGCAGAGCUAGAAGACUUUAGCAAGCUGGACCAUAAUGCAUGGGAAUCCUUCACAGAAAAUGCCAAGAGACGCAGACACAGGUAGUUUUUUUUUCUCAUUAUAUUGAUCAGUGGAAAGAAAGUUUGCUCUCCUGUUUGUUCACUGCUAUUAACUGCAUAGACUUACCAAGUACUGGAUUGACCAUGACAGCCCCAAUUCUACUUAGAACGCUAUAUAAAUGUCUACUUUCGAUCUGCACAAAAACAUUUCCAAAUUACAGCUGGUCUUUCUGAACCUUCCUGUGUGUAUUUCAAUGU